AUGAACUUUUCUCCACAAGCAGGAAAAAAGAGAGAUCAGACUGGGGCAAUUGCAGGUCAUAUGGCUGAAUCGAAGGGCUUGGCUCCAUUACCACGGAAGUUGUAUGAAUGUGUGAUUUGCAAGGGGAGCUUCAGUUGUUGGCGAGCAUUAGGUGGUCAUAUGAAGAUCCAUCGAAAGGAACAAGCGCUCUUGAGGCAGUCAACACCAUAUGACCGGGCUGCUGGCUCGUUGUCAAAGCCAACUUUGCCAUCGUUAUUGGCACCAUAUGACCAGGCUACUGGGUUUUCCUUAACUUUUCCUCGGUCGUCUGCAAUACCCAAGAGAGUAAAACACAGUUUUAGCAAAACCCAAUUCAAAUUUUACAAUGAAUUGUUUGGUGGGACUGAUCAAGGAAGGUUUAAAGCGGAGAAGACGAAGGCAGCAGCUGUGGGUGAUGGACUAGACCUGGAGCUUCGACUUGGAUAG
Messenger RNA from Cryptomeria japonica (Japanese cedar), 465 nucleotides. RefSeq lists its product as uncharacterized. Bases 1 to 465 code for a protein of 154 amino acids. The record is from RefSeq and is a predicted model, not a curated record. Lineage: Eukaryota; Viridiplantae; Streptophyta; Pinopsida; Cupressales; Cupressaceae. The transcript has a single exon.